Molecule: messenger RNA, 4628 nt
Organism: Myripristis murdjan (pinecone soldierfish)
Lineage: Eukaryota; Metazoa; Chordata; Actinopteri; Holocentriformes; Holocentridae
Gene: slc39a14
Product: solute carrier family 39 member 14
Exons: 10
Coding region: 543-2063 (506 amino acids)
Biological process (GO): zinc ion import across plasma membrane; intracellular monoatomic cation homeostasis
Cellular component (GO): plasma membrane
Molecular function (GO): monoatomic cation:bicarbonate symporter activity; zinc ion transmembrane transporter activity
Source: RefSeq, a predicted model, not a curated record
UUUUUUUUUUUUAAUUGCUUGUUUUCACAUUCUAGUAGUCAGCUUGUACUCUAUUACCCACUCCUUGCCGAAUCCUGUUAACUCCGCGGCUGUGAUGACCUAAUUUCCCCAAGGGGAUAAAUAGUUUCAUUUUGUCUUAAAUCAGCUGCUCUGGAUCUGCACUUGUUGCAACUGUGUUUUUGUUACAAGCCCCGCCCCUUUUAUGUGCAGGCUCUCAUAGCUGGAUCGGAAAGUCCUGGGUUAGCUAAGAGGGGUUUUAUAACCAGCUUCAUGAGCCGGGGCAACCACUGAUCUUGAUUUUUGCAAAACCAGCCAUCACAGAGACAGCCUGACUGUGCUGAACCAGUCCGCUGCUCUCCUGAGGACACUGCUGCUCCCUUCAUGCAUUUUUCCAUCUCCACUCACCAGUCCCCAGGCUCCUUCCUCACGACCAGGUGAACUGUAGGCAUCACUCAGCGCACCCAGAGCCCCAGGGCAGCCGCACUGACUCAGAUACAAGAGCAAUCACCAGAACCACAGCGGGAAAAGCCAGCGGAGGAGCCAUGUUUAGUCGGUCCCAUCAAGGCCUCACCACCACCGUCACCCUCGUCCAGCUCAGCAUGCUUGCUGUGCUGCUGUGUCCGCUGGGCAGGGCGCUGGCUCAGGAGGAGAGCCAGACUCAGUCCCCUGCCCGGGUCCUCCAAGACCUGCUGGCCCGUUACGGGGACAACGACACCAUCACCGUGCCCCAGCUCCGCUCGCUGCUGGCCCGCCUCAGCCAGGGCCAGGGGGACAGCGGCGGCAGCAACGGGACUGGGAUCACUGAGAGACCUCCAACCACUCCGCCCAAAACCAACAGCUCCAAGUGCCUGCCUGCAAACACCCUCGCCGUUUACAGCAUCACCGAGCAGUCACGGCUGGAUGGGCGGGGGCUAAAGGAGCUUUGCCCCACCAUGUUGCAGCAGCUGGACGCCGGCGCCUGUGGGGCGGAGAAAAAUGAGGAGUCUAGCAUCGAGACCUCCUCGCCCAGGCCCUCAGAUGCUGAAGUGUGGGGUUAUGGGUUCCUGUGUGUGACGGUGAUCUCGCUGUGCUCGCUGAUCGGUGCGAGCGUCGUGCCCUUCAUGAGGAAAACCUUUUACAAGCGACUGCUGCUUUACUUCAUAGCCCUGGCCAUUGGCACACUCUACUCCAACGCCCUGUUUCAGCUCAUCCCAGAGGCCUUUGGUUUUGACCCCAUGGUGGAUUUCUACGUCUCCAAGUCCACGAUGGUGUUCGGAGGCUUCUACCUCUUCUUCUUCACCGAGAAGGUCCUCAAAGCGCUGCUCAAACACAAACACGGGGAUCACGGUCACGGCCACAGCCAUUACAGCGGCUCAGAUCACUACUCCGCCGCCAACGGGAACGUGGAGGAGGGCGUGAGGGAGAAGCUGCAGCAGAACGGGGAGGCGGCGCUGGGCAAGGUGGACGCCGGGGAGGGUGAACUCAUGCUCAGCCCCGCGCAGACGCCACAGGACUCCCAGAGCCCGGAGGGAGGGGGGCGGUCUGGCGGGAGUGGCGGCAGCUGCUAUUGGCUGAAGGGGACGGCGUACUCUGACAUCGGCACGCUGGCCUGGAUGAUCACGCUGAGCGACGGCCUGCACAACUUCAUCGACGGCCUGGCCAUCGGCGCCUCAUUCACGGCCUCGGUCUUCCAGGGCAUCAGCACCUCUGUAGCCAUCCUGUGCGAGGAAUUCCCCCACGAGCUGGGAGACUUUGUCAUCCUGCUGAACUCUGGCAUGAGCAUCCAGCAGGCCAUGUUCUUCAACUUCCUGUCUGCCUGCUGCUGCUACCUGGGCAUGGGCUUUGGCAUCCUGGCAGGCAACAGCUUCUCUCCCAACUGGAUCUUCGCCCUGGCCGGGGGCAUGUUCCUCUACAUCGCUCUUGCAGACAUGUUCCCAGAGAUGAACGAGGUGAGUCGUGAGGAGGAGGAGGCGGGCGGCAGCAGCUUCCUGCUCACGUUCGCCAUCCAGAACGCCGGCCUGCUCACGGGCUUCUCCAUCAUGCUGCUGCUCACCACCUACUCUGGACAGAUCCAGAUGGAAUAGCACUGGACACACCUGCUUCCAAAAAAAAAAUAAUAACGCUAAAUAAAUUAAUAGACAAAUAAAUAUAUAAAUAAAAAGUUGGACUGGUGUUAACUGGAACUGGGACCUACGCUGGUUUACGCUCUCAUCGCCAAGCUGGCACCUACAAAGCACUGGUGGGUGUUAAGGGAGCCCUCCACAUUUUAAUCGUUCUCUUUCCCUCUCUGGGAGUCUGGGAGUUUGGAUGCUGUGCGGCAGGAACGCACCUCCGACAAACUUUCUGAGUACCUGUUCAUACGAAGUUCCCACAUGCAGUAACCAUCUGGUAGAGAGGGCUGCCUCGGUCCUUCAGCUCUCAUUGGCCUUCUUCUGACCGGCGGCACGCCCUCUACCAGCCGAGAGAUAUAUCGACACUGACCCUGCUGAGUUCAGCUCGGACGGACCUGCACAGAGUCUCGGACGUCAGGCUCCUGCGCUGAACGUGAACUGACGUGCAAUACACAACCGGCCGCUCAAAUUGUCCUGAUCGUUCCCCCAGACUGCUCACCGACUCCUGCUCUUACCCUCUCCUCCUGUCCGUCUCUCAGUGGAUGUGAUUGAGCCUCAACUAGGGCCUACUUAGAGUCACAUAUUUAUAUCAGUAAUCCUCUGUGCCCAUUUACCUCCCAAGGAAGUGGCAUAAGCACAAUCAGGUAUUCGCUGUUGCAUUGUAGGCAUCCUCAGCUCUUUUCUUUUGUUCAACCCCCCCCCCUUCUUCUUCUUCAUUCCAUACCAAAAAUACAUUUCUGUGGACCUCAAGCUGAGAUUUUGGAACUGUCUGCCAGUGGGACUUUGAUUUUUUGUGCGUUGAUGGGUUAUUUAAUUUUGUUUUUUAAACACUAAACAUGGAAAAUCACGAGACUUUUGGAGACCAAAUAUAAGGCAGGCCAUUGAUAAUGGUGAAGGGCUACAUUUUGACAUUGACUCUGUUUGUAAAGGCAUACUUGGCUCUUUUUAGUAUGCAGUUGCAUCGUGUGCACUGACCAGUUCCCAACAAAGCCCGGGUCGAUUCUGUGAAGUGAGACCAAUGUUAAAGGACCGUCCCAGUGAUUUUUGCAUGUUUAGCGUAAUAUCUACAAAAUGUAUAAACUUUCCCAGAGCAAGCAGUCGCAUUUUAGAGCUGCAACAUAAUUUUUUCUCCCUUUCACUUUCAGAGACUUCAGACUUUCUUCACACCAGUGAUGAAGUCCUCCUCAUUAGUUCCCUAAAAGCAGCAGCACUGUUGUGUUUUGACGACUUGAAAUUGAAACGCUCCCUCCGCCAUGGAAAAUAGUUCCUGUGGAAACAUUUGCUUUCCAUGGCCAAUUCUCAGUUCUGUGGUUUAUGAAUGGCCACGACUUUGUUAGCCUCUGAAGCAUUACAAGGUGGCUGUAUCAACCAAAAAUUCACACCUCUCCAAAUUGGCUUGUGCUAAAAUGUGGGUAAACUGUAGUAAACAGGCCAAACAUUCAAAAUCACUGGGGCGGUCCUGUAAGAGCACGUUAUCGGUGGCUUUAUCCAGUCAUUAUUUUCGCCGUUUUCCCCAUAGUUAACCAUCUGUGCCCCUCAUAAAUAUAGGCUAGCAUUUAGUUUUAGUUUUUAUAAUUGUUUCUUGUAAUCUGGAAUUGGAUGAAUGCAAUUCUCUGGUCUUCACUCAUCCCAUGUGCUGUUUUCAUGUAACCAUUUUCCAAGCUGGCAAUAGUUAGUCUUUUACCAUUUGCUUUGAAUACUGUAUGCUGUAUCAUAUAGGCACACACACACACACACACACACAUACACACACUGUGCCUACUAAUGUGUUGUUCUCCAUAUUAAUGUGACAACCUUCCAGUUGUAACAUCAUAAUGCUUUGCUUUACACUAUCCUCUUUAAAUGUGUGUGAGGUCGGUGCACGAGUUUGGUCCGACGGAUGUGCUGACAGGUUUUGGGCUGACAGUCGUUUGAUGUGUUACAGAUUAACUCCAGGAGUGUAUGGGUUUAAAUCCUCAUAGUUUUCCUUUAACCGCUAACACUGACAACGCACAGAAUAUAAAAGAGAUUUACUUGCAUAAGCUACGUAGUCUAGUAGAUCAAAUGUUAGUAUUUUAAUAGAGCUGUAUGAUAUAAUUUAGCAGAUACAACCUGGAAGCUAUAUAGUUCUAGACGGUUAAAUCAAAAUUGUGAGACAUACCAUUUCUGUGUUACUCCUGCACGGAGAAGACAAACCAAGCCAUGAAAUCAUGUACCGAAAUGUUUUGGAGACGCUUGAAAUCUAUGGAUAAUAAUUUAUUAUUGUUUUUGCUGUGUAAUAUUUCAUGUCUCUUAUGCUUUAUCCUGACAUGUGUACACACAAGAUAAAUUAUUCCCAGUAGCUUUACACCACAAGCCAUGAAGUAAGACAAAAAUGCAAUGUGUUUCUUUUCUGUUUUAUAUAUAUAUAUAUAUAAGUGUGUGUGUUUUUGUUUUUGUUGUUUCAUUCAUCUCUGUGUUAUCCAGUAUUUUAUGUCUUAAAUAUCUGUUUGAACCAGAGAGCAACGGGACAGCUGGCAGAACACAUGAGCUCUUAUUGCAAAAAAACAAACAAAAAAA